Messenger RNA from Ceratotherium simum simum (southern white rhinoceros), 601 nucleotides. Its product is annotated as fatty acid-binding protein 9. The record is from RefSeq and is a predicted model, not a curated record. Lineage: Eukaryota; Metazoa; Chordata; Mammalia; Perissodactyla; Rhinocerotidae. Gene Ontology annotation, molecular function: lipid binding.
AGCACUGUAUUGCCUGAGUUUCUUUGGCUUUUGGUCGUGAAUGCCUCUUCUCUGCAAGCUUUCCAUCAUGAUUGAGCCCUUCUUGGGAACCUGGAAGCUUGUCUCCAGUGAAAACUUUGAAGAAUACAUGAAACAACUGGGAAUGAGUGUUACAGCCCGGAACCUGGCGGGGUUAGCGAAGCCGACAAUCAUUAUUAGUGCCAGUGAGGACAGGGGGAACAUCAAAACGGAAAGUUCUUUCAAGAAUCAGAUCUCCUUUAAGCUGGGAGAAGAAUUUGAUGAAACCACUGCUGACAACCGGCAAGUGAAGAUAAUAAGCAUCAUAACAGUAGAUGGUGGCUCAAUGAUUCAUGUCCAAAAAUGGCUUGGUAAAGAGACAACAAUCAAAAGACAAAUUGUAGAUGGAAAAAUGGUAGUGAAAUAUACCGUGAAUAAUACUGUCAGCACUCGAGUUUAUGAAAAGGUAUGAAGAAAGAGUCUACAUCAGUGAAAACACGUUCACUAACGGGAAACUGGGACUUGAAGACGAUGCCUCAGGGCCAGCGAUUAAAAAAAAUUGCUUAACAUAAAUUUGUUCAAUAAAGCCAUCAAAUUAAGUGCA